This is a messenger RNA of Hibiscus syriacus, 1768 nucleotides long. Its product is annotated as MORN repeat-containing protein 1-like. Lineage: Eukaryota; Viridiplantae; Streptophyta; Magnoliopsida; Malvales; Malvaceae. Bases 260 to 1555 code for a protein of 431 amino acids. The record is from RefSeq and is a predicted model, not a curated record. The transcript has 3 exons.
UCCAAACGAAAAAAAAAGAUAGGAAAUUAAAGCCUUUUCUUUUGAUAGUGCUAUAGUGCGCGGUUAAACAAAAAAAGGUGCUGGUUUAACGUGCGCCGCCUGAGAUGUCGCCGGCCGCUCCCGGGACAACUGUUGUGAUAAGAAUCUCACGGUAUAGGAAAGAUCGGUGAUAGUGAAAGUUAGUUUAAUCAGACGGUUCCGAUUAUUUAUUUUUCAAGGAAAAGGAACAAGAAAAGAAAACGAAGGGGAAGGGGAAGCAAUGGAGAGCCAAAAGAGCCAGGCGAAGUUAACGCGAACGCCGUCUUCGUUGCUCCGUUCAUCGCAUACCGUCCGGUCGUCCAUCCACAGUAUGUCAUCCAUCAGCGAGGGUGACUUUAUCAAGGACCAAGAGGACAAAGACGACCACCAACAACGAGAGUCGUUACUGAACGACGAGAAAAGAAAGAAACCGCCACCAAAGAAGUCAAGUUCGAUGAAACCUAGGAUCAUGCCGGUUCGAUUCAGCCCGGUUUUCUCCUUAGCCUCCAUGUCUUUUUUCUCUUUCAUCUAUUUCUUUUGCUUUUAUCUCAAAAGAGAGGAGAUUCCCACAUCGGAACGCCUCUUGUUAGCACUGAUCUUCGUGGCCAUUACCCUCUUCUUCGCUUCAAAGAACAGAGGUUUAAUCAACCAAGGCAUUGUUUGUUUCAAAGAAAGGCUUCAAUUUUCGAAACCCAAUUCGAAGCCUGUCCAGUGGUUCAUUGGAGAAACCCAUUACAACAGCAACACAGAAAAAGAAAGACUUGAGGUGGUUGAAAGAGAAGGGGUGGAGUUUUACAGGAAUGGGGACUUUUACGAAGGUGAAUUUCAUAAGGGAAAAUGUAACGGGAGUGGGGUUUACAAUUACUUCGUGAAUGGGAGGUAUGAAGGGGAUUGGGUGGACGGAAGAUACGAUGGGUAUGGAGUGGAGAGCUGGAGCAGAGGGAGUAGAUACAGAGGGCAAUAUAGACAAGGAUUGAGGCAUGGAUUUGGGAUUUAUAGGUUUUAUACAGGGGAUUCUUAUGCUGGUGAAUGGUGUAAUGGGCAGAGUCAUGGUGUUGGUGUUCAAACUUGUGCUGAUGGGAGUUGCUAUGUUGGGGAAUUCAAAUCCGGUGUUAAACAUGGAAUUGGUUACUACCAUUUCAGGAAUGGAGAUAAAUAUUGUGGAGAAUAUUUUGGAGACAAUAUUCAUGGAUUUGGUGUUUACCACUUUGCUAACGGUCACUGUUACGAGGGAUCGUGGCAUGAAGGUCGAAAGCAAGGGUAUGGUAUGUAUACUUUCCGAAGUGGUGAUAUGAAGUGUGGUGAAUGGGAUUCCGGCACCCUGAGAACCACUCUGCCUCCACUUACCGAUUCAAUCCUUCGAGCAGUUCAGGCUGCCAGGAAAACAGCGGGAAACGCUAUUAAGCUUCGCAGGGUGGAUGAACAAGUGAACAAGGCGGUUCUGGCUGCAAAUAGGGCGGCAACUGCUGCUAGGGUAGCUGCAGUCCGAGCUGUUCAGAAGCGGAUGGAUGAGAAUUUUUGUGAUACAGUUGUCUAAGACUUAGAGGUUAGGUUUGCUUGGAAGAUGUAAAUUUUCUUUUUCAUGUUAACUAAUUUUAUGUACUUGACGAGGUGAGGAGGUCACACCCUGAUGAGCAAAAGCUCGUCAGAGGUUGAGAGAUUAUGCUUGAAGUUUCAUUGAUCACAAAUGUAACAAUGUACAUAACUCGUGUAUAUCAAUGGAAGAUCAGUUUUCAAAUGUUAUAUUUUC